ACCGCGGCUGGGCUGCUCGUGCUGGUCCGCGAAACAACGAGCAAAGACGCGUGGCAGCACUUCUCGACUGCUGUCCACAAGGCGAAGAGCCACUCACGGCGCAGUCUGGCAUACACACCACACGGACUGUACAGCAGGGGAAUGGACAUGCGAAAGAACCAUGACAGGCGACCGGCGUACGCUACGGCGUCUUCGUGGACUUUCUGGACUUGUGCCCUGGUCACGAUGGUCACCGGCGUAGCGGCUGUAAACGCGCGUGCACAAGACAGAGACGUUCCACCGUCCUGCACUUGGAUGAACGCCGUCCUCGAGGGGUGCUCCGACGACAGCUUCGAGUUCAAAGACAUCGCAGGAUGGGAACUGCUGAAACGGGAGUACUUCGCCUGCCUCUAUUCACGGAUCAUACAGGCGGACUCGCGCACCACCUGCCAGGACGACGCCCUGCUGAGUCAAGUGGAGGACUGCAGGGUGGACGCCUACCUGAAAUUGAGGCCUGAAGUCAAGCUGAGAACUCCACCGUUUGACAACUCUAUCUACCUUUUCAAGAACUGCAUGGCGAACACGCUGGGCAAGUUCAGGGAAGCCGGCAUGACCGCCCUGCGCGGGUUCCGGGUGGGACAGGAGAGCGGACCGCCGUUGGCACAACAAUUACAACAAUUGAAUGUAAAGCCCAACAUCACCGUCGAGUACACGCAGGUUGUGUAAACACGGCAGCCACGAUCCAACUGCCAAUAAAGAAAAAAAAAGUAAAAAGAACAAA
Molecule: messenger RNA, 760 nt
Organism: Rhipicephalus microplus (southern cattle tick)
Lineage: Eukaryota; Metazoa; Arthropoda; Arachnida; Ixodida; Ixodidae
Source: RefSeq, a predicted model, not a curated record